Molecule: messenger RNA, 1537 nt
Organism: Rotaria sp. Silwood2
Lineage: Eukaryota; Metazoa; Rotifera; Eurotatoria; Philodinida; Philodinidae
Source: the annotation of a GenBank genome assembly
AUGUUGAAUUUAGAAAAACUUGAUUUACAACUUGUGGUGUAUCGUAAGAAAGGAUUUAUUAAUGGAAAUGAUUUCAAAGAAGAUAUUAUCAAUAAUAUGCCAAGAUUAAAUAAAUUUACAUUUAAUAUUCGUUUAUUCAAUUAUCUUCCUAAUCAAACUAAUAUACUUUCAAAUGAAAAUAUUCAAUGUACAUUCAAAGAUUUUAAGAGUAAUGAAAUUAUUUCUUGUGUUGAUUAUUUCCAAGAAAAACAAUAUAGUUAUUGUCAUAUUUAUUCAUAUCCAUAUAGAAUGAAUUAUUAUGUUAAUAUUUCAAAUAAUUUUCCAGGUGGAUUAUUUAAAAAUGCUCAUAGAGUAUCAUUAUUUGAUGAACGUCCAUUUGAACAUGAAUUUUUUAUUCGAAUUCAGAAAUCAUUUCCAUUUAUGAAGGAAUUAACUGUAAUUAAUGAAAAACCGCAGAAGAAUAAAUUAUAUAGAAAAUCAAAGAACGACAAUCAAUAUUUAUCAAUUAUUAAAUAUCCUCAUCUAACUAAACUCUCUCUUCUUCAAGCUCAUAAUGAUUAUGUCGAACAAUUUUUACUUGAUACGGAUGCAUUUAUUCCGAAUAAUGCCCAUCUUCUUGUCGAUUAUCAAGCAAUGAAAAGAGUUACAGAAAAUUUCACAAGACAUGCAACACGAGUUAAUUGUGCCAAACUGACUUCUGUGUCUCUAAUUGAUACGUAUAAAUGUAUUAAACCUGUAAAAGACUAUUUUCCUCGGGCAGAUAAACAUUGAUUAUUGUAAAUAAUUAUUGAAAUAAAACAUGAAUAAAAACAGAUUAAACAUUAAAAUUGAGAGAAAAGAAUAACAGAGAAUACUAGUAGUUCCAAAUCAGUAUCACUUGAGACAUUCUUACGAAUAAAUGUAUGCUCACUAACUUAUGCAUGUGCUUUUAUCAAAAAUCAUAAAUAGAGAAUAUUAUUGAAUAUGGAAAGAAUAACAAAAUAUUGUUCAAUGUUGUCAUUGAAUGGAUAGAGAAAUUUUUUAAGAAGAGUGUAUAGAAUUUUUUCCAUUCUAUGAUCUUUUUCUCUGACAAUUAAAUUGAUUUUUGCUGCCAAAAAAGAUAUUUUCUAUGGAAUUUCAUUUUCGUCUCAACUAGAAAAAGUGCCACGUAAUGAUUAUGAACUGCAUAGAGAUUAAAUUCAACAAGAUGAAUAUAUUUAAUAAAUAAUAAAUCUUUAUUGUUGUUCUUUUUAUUCUUUUAUAAAUAAAACUGAUGGAUGAAUUCCAAGAAAAAAUUCAUCUUCAAAUGGAUGUUCAUUGUGCAAUGUCACGAUUCUUCUGCUUGAUGAACAAUUUCUUCUUUAUAAAAUGUUUUUUUUCUCUUCAAGAUAUUUAUUGAGAUCGUCGAUCAUACUAAGUGUUGUUUUAACAAAUUGAUCAAGAUUAUGGAUUUCAGGGUGUGUGGGUGUGGAUGUCGGGUGUGCGUGUGGUUGUGGGUGUGGGUAUGACUCUUCCCUCAACACAUACCGACACCUACACCCACCCACAUCCACAACCC